UCUGACAGAGACAUUUCUCAUACACUGUGUUUAUGUGUUUAUAUCCUAUAACUGUUUACAAAACAGUGCGAGGAACAGCUGUGUUUUGCAGUAGAUUUUAUUGUGAAUUCAGUUAUACAUACUCUAGGUGGGACGACAUUUUCGGUUAUAUUUUCCUGGAUUCACAAGCGGCUUUUCUUUCAUCUGGAUGAGAGGACCCUUACUGCAUUUUUGUUCCAGCAACGUGGACUCUGAGCUCUACACGGGAGACUGGAGAGUCAUACAAACGGAAUAAUAUUGCUGAAACGAACUAAAACGAAGAACACAAACACGUCGUAAACCACUGGUGGAUAUAUCCUUAAAAGAAUGCUUCUGUCCAAGCUGAAUUCUCUUGCCCACAUCUCCACCGUAGACAUGCCGGCGAAAAUGCAGCACCAAGUUCAUCAAGGGAAGGAGAAGGAGCCCUUCGAGAAGCUGUAUCAGGUCGGCGCGGUGCUGGGUAGCGGGGGCUUCGGCACCGUCUACACCGGUACGAGGGUGGCUGACGGAGCUCCGGUUGCUGUCAAACACGUAGGCAAGGACAGAGUCUCCGAGUGGGGAGAGCUGCCUAAUGGCUCGCGGGUCCCAAUGGAGAUCGUGCUGUUGAAGAAAGUGAGCUCGGGCUUCAGCGGCGUUAUCAAAAUGCUGGACUGGUACGAGCGACCGGACAGCUUCAUCAUCGUAAUGGAGAGGCAGCUGCUAGAGGCCGUGCGCCACUGCCACAACAGCGGCGUGGUGCACCGCGACAUCAAGGAUGAAAACAUCCUAAUCGACCUCCGCACCGGGGAGAUCAAGCUCAUCGACUUUGGGUCCGGAGCCCUGCUGAAAGACACCAUUUACACAGACUUUGAUGGCACAAGAGUGUACAGCCCACCAGAGUGGAUCAAAUAUCACCGCUAUCACGGGCGCUCUGCCACAGUUUGGUCUCUGGGUGUCCUGCUGUACGACAUGGUGUGUGGGGACAUUCCAUUUGAACACGAUGAGGAGAUCACAAGAGGGCAGGUCCUCUUCCGGAGAAGAAUCUCAACAGAAUGCCAGCAGCUGAUCAAGUGGUGUCUUUCUCUGCGGCCCGCCGAUCGCCCCUCCUUCGAGGACAUCAUCGAUCACUCGUGGAUGCAGAGCACAUCCUCUUCAGUCAUCCCGUCCACAAUGCAGACGGAGAAGGCGGAGAUCCGGCUGCACAGCAUCGCCCACGAGCCCACCGCCUUCACGCCAACUCCCGUACCCGCGGCUCGGUGAUGGAGGCAAACAGGACUGUACUGAACUGAGACUUUUACUAAAGUAACAGACUUGAAGCAGAGAGGAGGGGCGGGGCGCUGCAUGGGCUGGCCGUCCUGACACAGGCACGAGUAAGGUGUCAAAGGACUAAAAGAAAACUAAGGUCAUGACUACACAAUCAUGGCUUGUUUUCAACCUGGAGCGCUCUCUGCCCCUCAUCACCCCAAACUACUUGAUUUCCCCCCGCUGUUGGGUGUUUAUCAGACUGUAGUAGGGCCUGCUCUGCGCUGACAGUACAUGCGCUCGCUGAAUGGCUGCGUUAUGUAACCUCUCGCUGCACUGCUGCAUCUCUCUGGGAUGAGCAGAGGUGCAAGAGGAAUAAAAAAGAAGUGCCUUCUGUGAGAUUGUUGGGGGGACCCUGAAAAUACUUGAAAGCAAAAAAAGGCUCCUUGUCUGAGACCUUUUUUUUUAGCACCUUACAAGGCUUUAUAUUGUUUCCCUCUCAUGGGCCUAGAUCAGCAAAGCCUAUGUCAUUUACAACCACUGCUAUCACUCCCAUGUGAUUAGCAACCUCAUAGCAACGUGUGCAAACAAAAAAAAGAAACACUGGACUUACCUCCUUCUUUUUACUACAUAUCCACCUCCUGUCUACAACUCCACUUCCUCUGAGGCGGUUCAAAUCCACCUGAAUGCACACCACAAUGCAACCAUACAAAAACACAACAUCCUCUGCUCUUCACUUCAAAAAAAUGUUAACGUUCAAACAGUGCCUCACACUUAAAUAUUCAGUGGGGACAAGCAUUGUAAAUAAUAAUAACGAUAUUUAUUAUUGCCGUGACUUAAACAUUUAAUGAACACAGAAUUUAUUUAUUUAUCUAUGAGAGAAUUUUUUUGGCUGUGUGUAUUUCAUUCCACAGUCACUGAAGGGUCCACGUAUUAUUUAAAGAGAUAAACAAAGAUUUUUUAUUUCUGACCAUAUUUAUGGCAUGGAAUUAUUUUUUAAAGAGCAGAUGUUUGUGUGUAUGUCAUCUAUAUAACAUGUAAAUAGUCCCAAAAAUCACUUCCAUCUUAAUGUCUCUGAACAUUGGACGUCUACUGAUGGUAACAGUUUUUGUUACGCUGUUGUCUGCUGAGGGAGCGAGUGAAUUCUGAAUGUGUGUGAGAAUGAGAAAACCUUUUUGUUUUCUAGACUGCAGGUUGGAUUGUUUUUUUCAUCAAUUCGAACUAGAAUUGUAAAUGAUUUUAGAAACAAUUUUUAUACGAUUUCAAUAAAUAUUUUUUUAACAAUGA
Messenger RNA from Notothenia coriiceps (black rockcod), 2526 nucleotides. Its product is annotated as serine/threonine-protein kinase pim-1-like. The record is from RefSeq and is a predicted model, not a curated record. Gene Ontology annotation, biological process: protein autophosphorylation; negative regulation of apoptotic process. Lineage: Eukaryota; Metazoa; Chordata; Actinopteri; Perciformes; Nototheniidae. Gene Ontology annotation, cellular component: cytoplasm. Gene Ontology annotation, molecular function: ATP binding; protein serine/threonine kinase activity.